AUGGGUUCUCUGUUUCUCUACCUGCUCAGGGAGCUGUUCCCGGGCAACAAGUUCCAGUUUAAGUCGGACGGUGACGUCUAUACGCUGGUGAUAGACAAGCCGCGCGUGGAGGACUCGGGCAAAUACACGCUGGACCUGGGUGGCGUGCAGUCGACCGCCUUCCUCACCGUCGAGCCGCCUGAUCCGAACUUCAAGUUCGUGAGGAACCUACAGAGGUACAUUGACGGCUACCUGAAGGAGGACGUCUCGCUCGAGUGUCAGGUCAACUCGCACAAGGCCAUUGUGCACUGGUACCACGGCGACACCCAGGCCGAGGAGAGCGAGCACUACACCAUCGGCAAGGACAUGAUGGGCAUCUGCCGGCUGACCAUCCAGCGGCCGGUGAGGUUCCGCAAGAAGCUGAAGCCGAUGAACCACACGGAAAAGGACAAGAUCAUCAUGGAGGUGGAGACGGACUACCCGGAUGCCGAGGUCAAGUGGUUCAAGGGUGACGAAGAGAUUAAGCCAGACGGCAAACACGUGAAGAUCAUGUCUGAAGGCAGGAAGCACCAGCUGGUGAUCAAAUCGGCGAAGCUGGUGGACGCCGGCGAGUUCACCGCCAAGUCCAACUCUGACUCCACGUCCGCGCCUCUGAACGUGUCCUAUCUGAACAAGUACAUCAAGGGUCUGGGAGACGUGGAGGGUGUGGAGCGAGAGAAGGUGGUGCUGGAAGUGGAGCUAGCCGACCACACUGCCCCCUGCAGCUGGUUCUUCGGCGAGAAAAUGAUCGAACCAAAUGAGAGGAUUGAGAUCAAGAAUCUGGGCGGCGGCAAGCACCAGCUGAUCAUCAACUCAGCUGAGCUUGAAGACGAGGGUGACUACUUCUGCAAGUCUGGCCGUCUGGAGUCCCAGGGGCACCUGACCGUCAUCAAGGGCGAGAGCAAGCCCAAGAUCAAGUUCGACGGACCCGUUGUCGGUCCUGUGAGCAAGCCUCUCACGUUUGAAGUGCCCUACAAAGUGAGUGGAAAGAAACAGACCGAGAUGCAGGCGAAGCUGUUCCGCAACGGCAAGCCGCUGUCGUCCAAGGACGUGGAGAUCGUCAUCAAGGACAAGGUGGUGCAGUACAAGAUCAAAAAGCCGUCGCGCGACCAGACAGGCGACUACGAGAUCAAACUGUCCAACGGUCAGGGCGAGGAAACCAAGAAGGUGUUCAUCAACAUGCAAGGCGGAUGGGACCUGGUCGGAGAGACGACCCCCGACACGCUGACCUACAAGUGCGAGGACCUGAUCCCCAAGAGGAAGUACAGGUUCCGCGUGAAGGCGGUCAACAAGCUUGGAGAAUCGGAGCCGGGCAUGUCCAAGGCGGAGAUUCUGGCCAAGGACCCAUGGGACGAGCCUGGCAAGCCCGGGAACGUGGAGCUGACCGACUGGGACAAGGACCACGCUGACCUGAAGUGGACCAAGCCGGAGAGCGACGGCGGUGCCCCCAUCACGGGCUAUGUGAUCGAAUUCAAGGUCGGUCGGUCGCUCGCUUCCUACCACUGUCGGCAUUUGAGAGCCUAA
Messenger RNA from Pollicipes pollicipes, 1542 nucleotides. RefSeq names its product twitchin. Lineage: Eukaryota; Metazoa; Arthropoda; Thecostraca; Pollicipedomorpha; Pollicipedidae. The transcript has 12 exons. The record is from RefSeq and is a predicted model, not a curated record. The coding region runs from base 1 to 1542 and encodes 513 amino acids. Gene Ontology annotation, molecular function: protein binding.